AUGUCCUGCGGAAUGCCGAGCACCCUUCCUCUGUCUGCGUAUGGUCUCCAGUCUCUUCCCAUUGCCGUCCCGCUUAUCCCAGCUCAUCCCAGCUCAUCCCUCUCCUACUCACCAAAAUACGCCGAAUACUUCGCAAAACAUCCUCAUCUCAGAGACGAAUAUCAGAUUUCUGUUCAAGAGUCAGAGCGUACUAGUUCGAGGACUUAUCACCACCGAAUGGAGUAUGGUAUAUGUGAUGAAGCUCAAGGAACAGCAUUCAAAUUGAGAGAGAUAUGGGAGAAGGCAAGCAUCGUGACUGUGGACGACGAGGCUCCUUCCGAGACGACGACUCGGACACUACCUGCUCAACCGCCAACUCCUCCGCCACGCAACCCCCUGCGUGCUCUUCUUCAGCCCGGUACCACCUCCUCAUCGCUCGGGGAGAGCUCUGGAUUCCACACCACCUCGCCGACUACUACCGCCUCCUCAGCCACCACUCCUCCCGGAACACACACAGCUUCAUGUGCUUCAUCUACCCCAUCUUUGGCUAGGAGCGAGUGCCGUCCCCCAACUUCACUUUUGCCUCCCCUCAAGCCCUUGGUGGCCGCUAAUGAAGAGAUCUCAGACUCGGGUUCUUCCUCGUCACACUACUCUGAUUCAUCCUCUGGACUCGAAUUCCACUGUCGCCACUGUCGACCUGUCUCCGACACUUCGAGCACCCAGACUAUCUGUAAAACCUAUGGGAGGUACUGGUGUAUGGCGCUGCAGGGAAGGGUGGGAGUGUGGAAAAGGGUUGAAUUGGAAACCGGCGAUAGAGAGUGGCCAGUAUGCCUUGGAUCAGCUGGAAGAAAGAUGGAGGCGACGAGAGCAGCGCAUGGCACAUGUCGAAGAGAUGACGCAAAUCGAGAUUGGAGGUCCUGGAUUUGA
Messenger RNA from Cryptococcus wingfieldii CBS 7118, 906 nucleotides. RefSeq lists its product as hypothetical. The transcript has a single exon. Bases 1 to 906 code for a protein of 301 amino acids. NCBI's taxonomy places the organism in Eukaryota, Fungi, Basidiomycota, Tremellomycetes, Tremellales, Cryptococcaceae. The record is from RefSeq and is a predicted model, not a curated record.